UGCAUUAUAAAACUAUACGUCCUGAGAACAACACGCAUGCUUUCAAACAACGUUUAGUGAUCGUAAUGUAAAUAUGUUCAGUUUUGUGUAAGAAUCACACAAAAAUAUUGUUUAAUUUGGAUUUAUUAACAAGUGAAAAUGUCCACCCCGGCAAUAUUGAUUCGUCAAUUUGUCAUCCCUCGUCAGUCUCGCCGGCGGCUGUCAGGCAGCGGGCAGCGCGGUGCGGCAACAUCGCCACAGCGCCGCUCCGCACCCGCGCCCGCGCAGCAGCCACGUCCCUUCACGCACAUCCCCGGACCCCUGGCACUACCCAUGCUGCGGCACUCCGCAUACGUACUGCCCAGGAUAGGUAACUUUCAUCACUCAGUAGGAUUGGGCCUGCUGGAGGGCCUUCGGACACGCUACGGGGACCUUGUGCGACUGGCAAAGGCCUCACGUAAGAGACCCGUGCUCUAUGUCUUCGAUCCUGACAUCAUGAAAGAGGUGUACGAGAGCAAAGUAACGCAACCACCGCAGUGGCAACGCUCUCCGCUACACGAACAACGCCGACACACCGCGAACCAACACACCUCACAGGGCGAUGAGACGAAAGAAAUCUGGUCUGCCAUUGGCACGCUGCUUCAGGAUGGAACUCUUCUCAACAACUACGAUAAAGUCUUCGACGAUAUCGCUGCCAGCCUCACGCGACGUUUGGGUGAGCUCCGUCACUUGGAGAACGCAUUGAACGAUGAGAUAUCGACUGAAUUGUACCGCUGGGCGCUGGAGACACUCGGCGCGAUGCUGUUUGGUAUCCGGCUCGGCUGUCUGGACGGUCCAGCUCAUGUCCCCACAGAUGAAAACAGAGCUAAAGAGAAGACGUCACUCGACGACGACACGCCGGAGACAUGUUCACUUUGGAACCGAUGUGAAGACGAGCUGACGGCUGCGGAGCGGCUGGUGCGCUGCAGCUUGCUGGUGGCGGGGGCCGGCCACCUCGUGCGCUCAGAACACACCCUCAAGAGGGACUCGGACACCUUCAAUACUACCUUACAAACCUUCGACAUGCAUUACAGUUUAACGGAACACUUCCUGCUGCUUGCGGUGCACUCGCUGAGGGCGGGCUCGCUGCGGCCGGAGCAAGUGUUGUUGGACAGACUGCGGCCGCUGCAGGAGCGCGUGUUGCCGCUCGCCUCUGAUGUUCUGUUAGCUGGUGUUGAGCCUCUGGCGCAAACAGCACUGAGCAUGUUCUACCAGCUGUCCUUGCACGCGGCGCAGCAACAGCGCGCGCACGACGAGGUAUCAUGGGGCGCAGCUGCGCGUGCUGCGGGCGCUCCUCAUCACUCCUGCACUCAGCUGCCCUAUCUGCGCGCCUGCGCCAACGAGGCCCUGCGCCUGUUCCCCGUCACCGGGGGCGUAGUCAGACGUAGCACCCAGGACAUGGUCCUAGCUGGUUAUGAAAUACCCGCAGGGGUGGACAUAGUCCUCGCGCACGGUGUAACCAGCAAAGACGAGAAGCAGUGGGGUAGAGGGAAGUCUUUCAUCCCGGAGCGCUGGUGCAGCGAGGGUUGGGAGCCUCUGCGAGCGACACGAGCUCAUCCAACUUCGUUCAAACCGUUUGGGGAGCGUUGUCCGGCGUCGGGCGUCGUCAGCAACAUGCUUGCAGCGCUCGCUACCAGAGUGCUGGACAGAUACAGGCUGGAGUGGCACGGCCCUGCCCCCACCGUGGCCAUCGCUGGUGUCAACAAGCUGCAACCACCAUACUACUUCGUGUUGCAAAACGCUAGCUGAAUUUUUAGGUCUAGAGUGCACUACUCUUCGAUUUUACCAGCACAAUUUUUGUGGUGCGCAAUGUUUUAUAAGCUCAUGAAAUGAACAUUACAAUUCUGUGAUACUAAAAAUCGUAGUGCGAGUUACAGUUAGUUUAUGUAACUUGUUAGAUAAAGCAUUCCAUAA
This is a messenger RNA of Papilio machaon (common yellow swallowtail), 1932 nucleotides long. RefSeq names its product probable cytochrome P450 49a1. Lineage: Eukaryota; Metazoa; Arthropoda; Insecta; Lepidoptera; Papilionidae. Gene Ontology annotation, molecular function: monooxygenase activity; oxidoreductase activity, acting on paired donors, with incorporation or reduction of molecular oxygen; heme binding. The record is from RefSeq and is a predicted model, not a curated record. The transcript is spliced from 10 exons. The coding region runs from base 139 to 1767 and encodes 542 amino acids.